CAUCUCCCGGCGCCACGCGCGCAGGGCGGUGCCACAGGAAGCGCGGCGCGGGUCUUUCCGGCCGUGCGCGCGCCCCGAGCGGAGGCGCGCCCCGAGCCUGCACCGACGAGACAAGAUGGCCGGGCUGCCCCGCAGGAUCAUCAAGGAAACCCAGCGCUUGCUGGCAGAGCCAGUCCCUGGGAUAAAAGCAGAGCCAGAUGAAAGCAACGCACGCUAUUUUCAUGUGGUCAUUGCAGGUCCACAGGAUUCCCCCUUUGAGGGUGGGACAUUUAAACUUGAACUAUUCCUUCCAGAAGAAUAUCCAAUGGCAGCUCCUAAAGUACGUUUCAUGACCAAAAUUUACCAUCCUAAUGUAGACAAGCUGGGAAGAAUAUGUUUAGAUAUUUUGAAAGAUAAAUGGUCCCCAGCUUUGCAGAUUCGUACAGUUCUGCUAUCAAUCCAGGCUUUGUUAAGUGCUCCCAAUCCAGAUGAUCCACUAGCAAAUGAUGUAGCUGAGCAAUGGAAGACCAAUGAAGCCCAAGCCAUAGAAACAGCCAGAGCAUGGACUAGGCUAUAUGCCAUGAAUAAUAUUUAAAUGCGCUUUGAACAUCAAGUGUGCAUCACUUCUCCUGUUCUGCCAAGACCUCUUCCUUUUUUGUUUGCAUUUAAUGGACACAGUCUUAGAAACAUUACAGAAUAAAAGCCCAGACAUCUUCAGUCCUUUGGUGAUUAAAUGCACAUUAGCAAAUCUGUGUCUUGUCCUAAUUCACUAUUGUACCGCAUGAGCAGAGGCUAGAAGUAUCAUCUGGAUUGUUGUGAAAUUGUUUGAAAGCAGCAGCACAUCUCUGCUUUUAAUCAUUUUUCCCGUCAUGGUUUAAGUAUAAGCACUGUGAAUGAAGGUAGGCAGGGUUAGCUGCGGGGCUUUUUGUUUUAAUUUUGUGGGCUCCUCCUCCCUUUUUAUGGUGAUGCUAAUUGCAUUGGUAAAAGCAGCUAACCAGUUAUAUUUUAGAAUAUACCCUCUAGCCCAGUCUAACUUAGACGCUGUAGAUGGACAAGCUUCAUUGUUUGAACAAAAAACGGGAACAUUAAACAUCCAUCCCCUUCACUAAUACUAUAGUGAUUCUGCUGUCAAGUGUAGAAAAAUCCCUCCAAGAAAAAGCUUGUGACCAUUUUGUAUGGCUUGUCUGGAAAAUCUCCUGUAAAUCUUAUGUUUUAGUAAAAUAUUUUUUGUUAUUCUACUUUGCCUUUGUAUAGUUUCUUUUGCUGUGUUUUCAUUUCUCUGUGACAAUCGUAUUUUAAAAAAUUGAGUCCAGAAUUGACAAUUUUUCUUUAUGAGUCUGACAGAUUUAACAGUAAACAGGGGGAAUUCACAAGUUUGUUUUUUGUGGGUUUUUAUUUGUUUUUCUUCAUCUGGUUCCUGACUUUUUUUAUUAGUUUGUGUUACGUGGGUGACCUUACCUGGCCAAUUAAUAUGAAAUUGCAUUUGGAGUGACUUUUAGAAACAAGUCUCUGAUGGAACAGUUGUAACCUUAAUUUUAGUAAUGCGUCGAUGUGUGUUUCAUGGACAUAACCAGAAUGAAGUAGGAGGUUGAGAGCAAACGACAGCACUAAUUAUGAGUAUCUGCAUAGCAGCAUGGUUUUCUAACUUCUUUAAUUCCUGCCCUCUGGUAACUUGAAAUUCCAGUGUGUAGAACCAUUGUUAGAGCCAGCUUAUGUAUUGACUGAUGUCUGCUUAGCCACUUACAGCUAGCAACUCAUACCACUGGUUUUUCUCUACAAGCCUUAUUAAGCUACUUGCUUGAGCAACUGGUCAGCUUAAAUAGCAACAAAGCUUCUUUAUUGGAGGGAAGGAAAGUGAUGAAAAAAUUCCUUCUUGUCCUUGUUUUUUGUGUAUGCAUUCUGUCUAGGAGUCCAGUAUCUUUUCUGGGAACCCAUCUAAUUGCUUCCCUUCAUUUCUUGUACCUCUGUUCUCUUCCUUUCCCCAAGCCCUCUCCCUCACAAAACCAACCAACCAACCAAACAAAAAGCUUAAAAGCUUUUGGCAAGGCCAACCUGAAAUGCAUAAAUGACAGCUAGUAGUGGUUGUAGUAGGGAGUGUUUUGUCAUGCAAUUCAGGGGCAUGGUUAUGUAGUCUGUUGGUAUUCUUCCUCUUUCACCUCUUCUUCCUCUAGUAUCAUCUGAAAUUUCUAUAGAAUGUGGUGUAUUUAUUGUGCUCUUAUGUAAGAUGAAGAAUAUCUAUUAAAACUAUGUUUUCCAACAGACAGUGCUUUCAGUGGUUAGUAACUGGUAUUGUCCCUCAAAGUUCUCUCCAACGUGGUUGAAGAAUGGUUCAGAAUUCAACUUUUUCACUAAACUGAGUCAUUAAAAAACUGUUUUAAAAGUACUUUCUGUGUUGAAUGUAAGGCAAAGUUGGUCCAGGGCUUGUAACACGUUCUUUAGAGUGGGUAAGCACCAUUAACCCUCUCUUCUUACAAAUGUCUGUUUGGGGUUGGCUGGGCUGUGCCCUGGAUCUGCUACUAGCAUAGAUAACUUCUGUAGCAGGCAGCUGAGAAUAAGUGAGCUGUGCUGUAGGCUCUGGAUUCACUUCACCUACCUCUUAAUGCUUUAUCU
Molecule: messenger RNA, 2589 nt
Organism: Motacilla alba alba
Lineage: Eukaryota; Metazoa; Chordata; Aves; Passeriformes; Motacillidae
Gene: UBE2N
Product: ubiquitin conjugating enzyme E2 N
Exons: 4
Coding region: 116-574 (152 amino acids)
Source: RefSeq, a predicted model, not a curated record